This is a messenger RNA of Lepisosteus oculatus (spotted gar), 3144 nucleotides long. RefSeq names its product armadillo repeat containing 10 (gene armc10). The record is from RefSeq and is a predicted model, not a curated record. Lineage: Eukaryota; Metazoa; Chordata; Actinopteri; Semionotiformes; Lepisosteidae. Gene Ontology annotation, molecular function: protein binding. Gene Ontology annotation, cellular component: mitochondrion.
UGAUUAGAGUCAUGUCGCAACUGAACUGUCAACAUGCUGUUCGGAAAUUGUUUGUUUUGCUGAAGCUUACCAUAUAAAUAAGUAUUUGAUCAACUUUGUGCUCUUAUGAGUCAGAUCUCGAGUCCACGAUGGCUGACGGUGCCAGUGUGGCUCCCAGCCCGUGUAAAAUGAAGGUGUUGCUGGGGUUACUGGCCGGGGCUGGAGCCACUUACGGGAUUUACAAACUAGUGACUGCAAGUAGGAAUCGAGCUAAUCAAUCCCGAAAUAUCGAUGUUGUAAAUGAACAUUGCUCAGGAAAAGAUGAAUCCACGAAAGCGGUUUUGCCUGGGAGUUUGCUGGAAAAAGUGUUCGAGUUUUCUUCGAUUCGUGGGAGAGAUGUUCGUACAGGCGAUGGUUCGUCGCGUGAAAUACUCUCAAAAACUCCUGGAAAGCUGGACCCACAGCAUCUAGAGAUGCUUCUUUCCCUGCUGCAGAGUAAUCCUGACACAUCUGAAAGAAUGCAAAUACUUGUCACUCUGGGCAACAGUGCAGCCUUCUCUGUGAACCAGGACUUUAUUCGUGAAACGGGCGGCCUUAAAAUCAUAGGAAACCUCUUGUCAGAUCCUGUGUUUGGCAUCCGAGUCCAGGCCUUAAAUGCUCUGAACAACUUGAGCAUGAAUGCCAAAAACCAGGAACAACUGAAGGAAUAUAUUCCAAAGGUACUGGAAAUGAUUGAGAUUUCUGCUGUGAAUUCAGAUAUACAGCUGGCUGCAUUAAGACUGUUGACUAACCUAUCGGUCACAAACGACUACCACCACAUGAUGAGGAACUCGAUUACUCUCUUUCUUUCGCUGUUGGUUGUAGGCAAUGAAGGAUUACAGACUCAGGUGCUCAAGGUACUGGUGAAUUUAUCUGCUAAUCCCGAGAUGGUGGACGAUAUCCUGAGAGCCCAGGCGCCAGCCUCUCUGGUCUUGUUGUUUGACAGCGGCACGGUCGCAGCCGUCCUCUGCCGAGUGCUGACCUUUGUGGGGAAUUUGACGAACUGGACGCCUUCCACUCCCACCAAGGAGGCUCUGAAACGCAGCAAAGACUCGCUGUACUCGGUGCUGUUUGGGGACUCCUCCCAGCUCCCCAGCAAACUGUCACUGCUCCUCUGUCACCCUGACACGGAGGUGACCGCGCAGGUGGCACGAUUUUUCACUUGACGUACACAUCACAUCGAAAAACCGCCCCUCUCAUUUCUACCUGGCCAACCAUUUGCCUUUCCACUGACGCUUGUGACAAGGUCUCCCAAAGACCAGGCUUUUAUCGGUGGUAUGUGGUGCUGGAGUUAAUUUUCAGUGCCUCUUAUUUAAAGAACUGUGUUUGCAAAGGAAAAUGGAAACAGUACAGGUAGUGGACGAAAAAAACUGGAAACACCAAUGUAAAGUCACUUAAGAGGGCAUUGGGCCACCAGCAAGGCCUGUUUGUGCUGUGGCAGAGAGUCUACAAGUGUCUGGAAUUCCCUGGGAGGGGUGCUGCACCAUUCUUCCAUGAGAAAGCGAUCCAUAAAGACACGAGAGAGGUUACAAACAUGAGGAGGCCAUUUGUUUUAUAGCAGUUAAUUGAUCCAAGGAUCUCUCCUAGCCAUCUCUUGAACAAAGCCAAAACAGUAAGUGUCUCAAAGUAUCGGCUUCAACCACAUGGCUGGGUAGCUUGUUCCAGAUUCCCACAACUCUCUGGGUAAAGAAGUGCUUCCUGUUCUUGCUUUUAAAUGCACUUGCAUGUAUUUAUCCCUGUGCCCCGUGGCUCGUGUGUCAAGAGUCUUGAAGAAAUCCUCUGGGAUGUGUAUGUCAAUUUGAGAGUUUCGAUAUUUGGAUCGGGUGGAAGUUUAUUGUGGAAUUAAUUUAAUGACAAAGGGAAAGCAAGCAUGUCUCAUGUUUCAGAUGUUUCUUGGUCCUUGGUUCUGUCAGCCUGUUGGUAUAGCACCUGGUUGGUGGAGGUGAGAUCCGUUGUCACGGGGACCAUUCCAGAAUAUCCCAUAAGUGAUUGACUGGGUUUAGAGCUGGUGACUGAGAAGGCCAUGAUGGUUGGAAAACAUCAGCCCAGGUGGCAAGACUUCCAUCAAGCUGUCGCUUUACAUUUCUACCAUCAUACUUUCCACUGAUGCUUGUGACAGGUUUUCCCAAAGACACAUCUGGCUUUUUUUUUGUGGUAGGUGGGGCUGGAAUUUAUUUUCAGCACCUUAUUAAGAACUGUUUGGAAAGGAAGACAAAAUGGAAACAUACAGGAACCACAGGAUGAGCACACCUGCUCUGUGGAUGAGGCACUGUACAUACAGGAAAGUAGCACUAAGUAGCGAUUAGCAUUAACCUUGUCUCUUAAGGGAUUGAGUGCACCUAAGCCAUGCCAGAAAACUGUUCCCCACAACAUUAAAUAACAACAAGGUUCCUUCUCUGUUGGACCCACGCACUCAGCCCUGUAGGUUUCUUUAGGCACAUUCACCUGUAUGUUUGUCGAGAACAUGGUGAAGGAUGAGCUCUUCACUAGUAAACCUGCAGGUGUGAUUUGCCUGGCGUGAUAAGUGGUUUGUUCACUGUAUCCUGCUCUGUAUAGUUCACCAUACAGUUUUUUGAUUAAACUAACCUGUUUUGCGGUGCACUUUGAAUGAAUGCAGGGAUAUCGCGAUCUUAGAGUAUGCAGUUCCACGCCCCUCCCGGUUGAUGAUGUCUUUCCAUGCUGACAUCACCUUAGAAUCAUGAACAUCAGCAAGCUGAGCGGUCUUGGUCAUUGAAGCUCCUGCCAAACUCUCCCUGCUAGUCACUCCUCUUUAAAAGUCACCGAGGUCUCGUUGCAGCCGUGCUAUUAUAGGCAGCCAGGCCUGGCCAGCAUUUUUAUAUAUGACUCCAUUUAUGCUGGGAUGUCAUUUGCUUAAUAAAAGCCACACCUGUGUGAUAGCCCUCUCCUUCAGUAUUCUUGGUAUCUCUCAUUGUUCCAGAUGUUUCUGUUGGUGUUGUCCACUACCUGUACUUGCAUGGUUUAAGAUCAUGAGCGCUCUGUUAUCAUUUUGCCUCGAGGGGCACUUGCACAUGGGGCAUCCUCACACCUCCGUCAGGUUUUUAUCCCAGGUGACCAUCAGCAUGAAGCACGGAGCCCUGUCCCCAGCUGUCUCAAACCGCUCUUCCA